Cyprinus carpio (common carp) is the source of this 5120-nucleotide messenger RNA. RefSeq names its product discoidin domain-containing receptor 2. Gene Ontology annotation, cellular component: signaling receptor complex; membrane. NCBI's taxonomy places the organism in Eukaryota, Metazoa, Chordata, Actinopteri, Cypriniformes, Cyprinidae. Gene Ontology annotation, biological process: positive regulation of kinase activity; cell surface receptor protein tyrosine kinase signaling pathway; multicellular organism development. Gene Ontology annotation, molecular function: ATP binding; collagen binding; protein tyrosine kinase collagen receptor activity. The record is from RefSeq and is a predicted model, not a curated record.
UCUCCUUCUCUCCGCUCUUGCUCUUUUUCCCCCUCAUCCAGCGGUGUCUUACAUCAGCUUACUGUGCCUGAAGUGAGAUCUGAAAGAGAGGUUCGGAGUGAAAGAAAAAGCCUUGUUUUUAUCCUCCUAAUUCCACACACAUUACUUGGAAUUAAGAAAUCCUUGGACAAAUGGUUUGAAAACAGCAGCCCAAGCAGAAUGAACGUCCCGUCUCCGCCUGAGAUGAAGCAGCUUUGGAAGAUGCUCUUUCCGCUCCUUAUCCUCCUUUACCUAUCAGGAGCUGUCAAGUCUCAAGUAAAUCCAGGUGUGUGUCGGUCCCCGUUAGGAAUGUCCAGAGGCCAGAUCUUAGAUGAAGAUAUUUCUGCUUCCAGUCAGUGGUCUGACUCCACAGCAGCAAAAUAUGGCAGGCUGGACUGUGAGGAAGGAGAUGGUGCGUGGUGUCCUGAGAUAGCAGGAGAACCUGAGAAUAUGAACGAGUUCCUGCAGAUAGACCUUCGUUCUCUGCACUUCAUCACUCUGGUGGGCACUCAGGGACGUCACGCGGGGGGCAUUGGGAAUGAGUUUGCCCAGACAUACAAGAUCAAAUACAGUCGUGAUGGCAGCCGCUGGAUCUCCUGGCGCAACAGGCAGGGCAAAGAGGUGAUUGAGGGAAACAGGAAUGCCUAUGACAUUGUGCUGAAGGACAUGGAGCCACCCAUCAUUGCACGCUUCGUCCGCUUCAUGCCCGUCAUCGAUCACUCCAUGAACGUUUGUAUGCGUGUGGAACUGUACGGCUGUGAGUGGCUAGAUGGCUUGGUUUCAUAUAAUUCUCCACUUGGCCAGCAGAUGACUCUAAAUGGACAGCAUGUUCAUCUGAAUGAUUCAGUGUAUGAUGGAGCGAUGAGUUACAGUAUGACAGAAGGACUUGGACAGCUGACGGAUGGCAUGUGUGGCCUCGAUGAUUUCACACACAGUCACGUCUACAAUGUAUGGCCUGGUUAUGACUAUGUCGGCUGGAGCAACGAGAGUUUUCCCAAUGGUUAUGUUGAGAUCAUGUUUGAGUUUGACCGCACCCGCAACUUCACCACCAUGAAGGUGCACUGCAACAACAUGUUCUCCCGAAGAGUGAAGACCUUUCAGAAGGUGGUGUGUUACUUUCGCUCGGAGUUGGACUGGGAAGCUACACCCAUAUCAUUCAGCCCCGUGAUGGAUGAUGUCAACCCCAGUGCCCGCUUCGUCACCGUCUCACUCUACAAUCACAUGGCCAGUGCUAUUAAGUGCCAGUACUACUUUUCUGACAUCUGGAUGAUGUUUAGUGAAAUCACCUUCCAGUCAGAUACAGCCAUGUACAACACAACCUUGGCUCCCCCCAAAACCGGUCCUCCCAUCAGCAAUCAGCCAGGGGAUGACCCCACCCACAAAGUAGAUGACAGCAACACCCGGAUCCUGAUUGGCUGCUUGGUUGCCAUCAUCUUCAUCUUAGUGGCCAUUAUUGUUAUUAUACUAUGGAGACAAGUGUGGCAGAAGAUGCUUGAGAAGGUGUCUCGGAGGAUGCUGGACGAUGAACUAACUGCUAGUCUGUCAAUACAGAGUGAGACCUUCACCUAUAACAACAACAACAGCCCCUCUUCAGUGCCCAGCGAGCAAGAGUCCAACUCUACCUAUGAGCGCAUCUUCCCUCUGGGACCUGACUACCAAGAGCCAUCCCGCCUGGUUCGCAAACUGCCAGAGUUUUCCCAAACCUCAGAGGACACCGCUUCAACAAAUACAGCUUCCAAGUCCACUCCAGCCAGUGUACAAGAGGGAGUUCCACAUUACGCUGAGGCAGACAUCGUCAACCUGCAGGGUGUAACUGGGGGCAACACUUACGCAGUGUCCGCCCUCACCAUGGACCUGCUGUCAGGGAAGGAUGUCGCUGUGGAAGAAUUUCCUCGGAAGCUGCUUACCUUUAAAGAAAAGUUGGGAGAAGGGCAGUUUGGAGAGGUGCAUUUGUGUGAAGCAGAAGGCAUGCAGGACUUCAUGGAUGAGGAAUUCUCUUUCGAUGUCAUUGAAAACCAAACAGUGCUUGUGGCUGUUAAAAUGCUUCGAGCGGAUGCAAAUAAAAAUGCUAGGAACGAUUUCUUGAAGGAGAUAAAGAUCAUGUCACGAUUGAAAGACCCCAACAUCAUCAGGCUGCUGGCGGUGUGUAUGAGCUCUGACCCUCUGUGUAUGAUCACAGAGUACAUGGAGAACGGAGACCUUAAUCAGUUCCUGUCUCGCCAUGAGCCUGAGGGCAUGAUUGCUCUCCUCAGCAAUGCUCCCACAGUCAGUUACAGUAACCUACACCACAUGGCCACACAGAUUGCUUCAGGCAUGAAGUAUCUAUCAUCACUCAACUUUGUGCAUCGAGACUUGGCCACACGCAACUGUCUAGUAGGAAAGAACUACACCAUCAAGAUUGCAGACUUCGGGAUGAGUAGGAACCUGUAUAGCGGAGACUACUACCGUAUCCAGGGUAGAGCGGUGCUUCCCAUCCGCUGGAUGUCCUGGGAGAGCAUUCUUCUGGGGAAAUUCACCACAUCCAGUGAUGUGUGGGCUUUUGGCGUAACCCUUUGGGAGAUGCUUACCUUCUGCAAAGAGCAGCCUUACUCACAGCUGUCAGAUGAGCAGGUCAUUGAAAACACAGGAGAGUUCUUUCGGGAUCAAAGGAGACAGAUAUACCUGCCUCAGCCACCAAUGUGUCCUGACCCUGUCUACAAGCUCAUGUUGAGCUGCUGGAACAGGAACACCAAAGAGCGUCCAUCCUUCCAGGAGAUUCAUCACACGUUACUGGAUUGCAAGCCGUAGUGUCCACUUAUGUGCCAACUGUGGCACUUCCAGAGACAUUUCAGUGCGCCCACAGGACUCCAGUCAACUAUACACCGUAACACAUACUUAUAUGUUUCCGUAUAUAAGUUAGAUCAGAAUCUGUCCUUUUUCUGUAGCAAUUUUCACUGUGAGUGUGCAAAGGCAAACUGAUUUAUAUUGUAACUACACCCCCAUAACCAAGUGUCUUCAAUACCUGGGCAGCACUAGGACAAAGAAAAUGUAGCAAUGAAUUUUGGCACCUUUAUCACAGAAUAAUUGGAUUUUACACACUGUGUAUUUUCUCCAAAUAACUCUAACUAUUCUAAAAUAACAAAAGAAUACUUUUGAAUAGGAAGAGGAAAUGCCAAAAAACAAGGUAUCGGCUACUAAUGUGCCUUUUAUUAUUUCCAAUUUAAUGUUGUUUUCAGUAUUUUGAGGCCGAAGACAGCUUGAAUGUAAAUAAGAAUCAUUAAUUGACAUUCAGAUUCACCUUUGGUUUUAUCUUGAUGUCUCUUGACGUUUGUGUAUAUUUUCAUCUCAUUUAUUGAAAAUGCUAAAGUAUUUUAUUAUUUUACUUUUUUCUUUUCUUUGUAGUAAACUGCAAAGACCACUUGCACUCAAGUGGAUUAACAGAAAGCCAAUUUAUCUGGUUGUCACAGAAUUUCAAAUUCAAAAUCAUAAAAAUUCAAUUAAAAUUGUACAUGUAAAAAAUAUAUAUUAGUGUUAUCCUGCAACUAGCUAUAUAUUGUGUUUAUAUUUAAGCAUACUGCAUUAUGUUAGUGUUUUGCUUUUCUUGGUUUAUUGUUUAAAGAAUCUUGUUAGGGUGAUAAUGGUUAUUAUUUAAGUCAAUUUCAUUUUUGCUUUUAUUUUUUCUUUGCUCAAAACAACUUUUGCAUUUCAGCUUAAUGAGCUAUGAAUAGCCAUAAUUCUUUUACAGAAAUGUUGUACAAUAUUUGCAUGAAGUUGGAUGAAAUCAGAUAUAGUUAUGUUACUGAAUGCUAAUUUCACAUUUUCAUUGCAUUUGUCCUAUAUUUUCAUCUAAUCUCAAAUUAGGCCAAAUGGGGUAGUAAGUACAUUUGUUAUUACCAGCUAAUUUUGUUUAUCUGUAAAAAAAAAAAAAAAAAAAAAAAAAAAAAAAAUUAAAUAAGCUUAUUUUAAAGCUGUUUGUCUUACUUUUAUGUUAGAGUAUAUUCUAGGUGGUGCUGGAUUGCUAUAGUGUGGGAUAAAUACUGGAUUUGUAUUGAACAGAUGCACUAUGAUGGUUUAUAGUAAGUUGUGAUAUGUUUUGGCAUGUGAAAAGUGCUACAAAUGGGACACUCUGUUUUGUCUGUUUUGUAAUUAACGUGUAUACAUGUAAAUCAUUUUUGUAAGGUUAUUGUAUAUGACCAUAUUUUUGAAAAUGUGUGCACCUUUUGGGGUUGGUUGAGAUAUCUGCCAGUCUAUAAUAAGUGUUUUGGUUGUGGGUUUGAAAGUCAUUUAUCUUUGUGUAUAGAUUAAUUUUAGGAUUCUUGACAUGACUGAUGAAGUUGCAUUAUAGAUGUGCUUUAAUUCUGAACUGUUUAUGUUUUAUCAGCUGGUUUUUCAACAAGUCUAUUAAAUGUUAUUCCUUUAAACCAUAACCACAUGAAACCGUAAUAGCCCUUUCUGAGGCUUUGAGUUUGUUUACAAAAACAUUCCACUUUAUAAAACAUAUUUGUGAGUAGAGAAAAUUUUUCAUAAUCUCUAUAUUGACAACAUCUUAUCUCAAUGCAUGGAAAAACUGGAUCUUUUUUUUCUUUUAUUCAUAGCAAAAUUUCCUUUAGGUGAUGCUUAUUCCUUCUAAUCUAUCUUUUGUACUGUAUUUUUUAUUAGCAGUCCUCUAACAAUUUUUCUCUAACAACUUAUUGUAUAUGUUAGGAAACUGUACAUAAGAUAAUAAAUUGAUGAACCUUUAAACUUGUUGUGUAGACAUGUUAUAAUUAUAAAAGCACGGAUUUCAUACAUUUACAGUAAUAAAACGUGUAUUUGUGAAUUUGACAUUUGUGUACAGCCUAGAGUGUAUCAAGACAUUCAUUUUAACAUUGUGUGUACUCAAAUAUGUGACCAUGGACCACAAAACCAGUCAUUAGGGUCAAUUUUCUUUUCUUAAUAUUCUAAUGAUUUUUGGCAUAAAAGAAAAAUCUAUUAUUUUGACCCAUACAACGUAUUUUUUGCUAUCGCUACAAAUAUGCCUGUGCUACUUAUGACUGUUUUUGUGCUCCAGGGUCACAUUAGCUUUUUAAAUGCUUCAUUUCGUGCAUUGGUUACCUGUCAAAUAAAUCUGAUUGCAACAUUCA